AUGGAUGGUGACUUACCAAAGGAGUAUUUUGAGUUGAUAAGAAAGACUUUAAAUGAGAAAAAGAGAGAAGCUGUUUCUGGUCGACCAUUAAAGAGGAAGAAAAGGAGAAAUACCAGAUCUACCACCGAGGAUGUCCAGAAUUCAUCCGUUGAAGUUAUAGAUUUGGAAUCUAAUAGUAAUGAUGUUCAACUUGCAACAGAAGUCAUUGAUUUGGACAGCGGAGGGGGAGAGGCCAUCACUAUGUUAAACUCCGAAGUGUCUGAAGAUCAACAUGAUGACAGUGUUGAUUCUGAUGAAUUUGAAGACGUCGAAGACACUGAUUUCGAAAAUUUGAAUGAUAUCUCCAUCACCAUAAAUAAAGAAGAAAAACCAGUGCAUAAGAAUAAGACUGCUAGGAAAAAUGUUUGUUCUAAUGAAGAAAGAAGGAAAAGAAAAUUCAUCCAUAUGUUUUAUUUACUUUGUCUACUGAUAAAUGGCUUCCUAAGAAACGAAUGGUUGAAUAAUUCCAAACUUCUAAGUCGUCUUGGUGAUUUAAUUCCAGAAAAGGUUUUCGAACAAUUGCAUCCUCGUAAAGAUGAAGACAUGCCCUUAAGAAGUACAAGAAAGUUAUUGGACGGCUUGAAAAAAUGUAUGGAAAUUUGGAAUAAACAUUGGAGAAUUACCAAGAGAUACGAGUCAAUAGGAUGUUAUAUGAGAUUCUGGGAUGAAUUCGACGAGAAAUGGUCAGGAUAUUCACAAUCAUUAAACAAAAAGAUGUUUAUCAAAAAUGUGUUGAAAGGUGUAGGUGAUAGGGAUUUAGCAGCACAAGGAUUUGUUGCCUUGUUGAGAUCAUGUAAUCUUAAUGCAAGAUUGGUGAUAUCUAUGCAGCCUCCGGAUUUUACCAAUUUAAGGACUCUGGAAUCAUUAUCAAACUCAGCAGUUAAUGUAUCAUAUGAUGAUAUGAUCAAGUACCCUCUCUUUUGGUGUGAAGUUUGGGAUAAAUUCGGUAAAAAAUGGAUUACCAUCGAUCCUAUUAAUUUGAAAACUAUAGAACAAAUAAGAAAUGCUUCCAAAUUAGAACCUCGUGGCGGUGCACCCAAAAGGCGUAAUCAAUUACGGUACGUCAUUGGAUAUGAUCGUAAGCAGGGGACUCGUGACAUCACACGUAGAUAUGCUCAAUGGCUCAACUCCAAGACAAGGAAGAAGCGAAUUACUAAGGAUAAAGAAGGUGAAGAGUGGUUCAACAGAGCUAUUUACGCCUUAAACCGUAGAAAGCGUACCAAAAUUGAUGAUUAUGAGGAUGCUUAUUUUGAUCAAAGAAAUGCGAAUGAAGGCAUGCCAGAUAAUCUACAGGAUUUGAAGAAUCACCCAUAUUAUAUUUUGGAAAGGGAUUUGGGAAAAAACCAAAUAAUCAAGCCCAAUGCUAAGGAAUCAGGAUAUUUGAAACUAAAUAACCGUGUGCAUGGUGUGUUGAAAGUAUAUGAACGGAAAAAUGUUAUCAAUUUGAAAAGUGGUAAACAAUGGUACAUGGAGGGGAGAGUAUUAAAAACUGGGGCACGUUGUAAAAAAGUUAUAAGGAAGAAGAACGUGAGGCUUUCUAACAUAGAUGAUGAUAAUGAGGAAGAAAGGCUCUAUAGUAUUGAUGAUACUGAAAUAUAUAGGCCUCCGUUGGCUUCCGCAUUUGGAGAGAUAACAAAGAACACGUUCGGAAAUAUUGAAGUGUUCGUUCCAAGUAUGAUUCCAGCAAACUGUUGUUUGAUCGAAAGUCCGGUAGCGAUAAAAGCUGCGAAAUUUAUAGGAAUUGAAUUUGCACCGGCCGUAACAGGAUUCAAGUUUGAAAGAGGAAAAAGGUCCAAGCCAAUUUUAAGCGGCGUGGUCGUUUCAAAACUCUAUAGAGAAGCUGUAGAAACGGCCAUUGCCGGCAUUGAGAACUCGAUAGAAGAAGAUGAGAGAAAAGGCUUCGAAUUGAAUGCUUUAGAACAAUGGAACAAAUUCUUGUUGAAGUUACGCAUCAAGAGUCAAUUGAACCAAGUUUAUGGUACUGUAGUUGAGGCAGAGAAAAAAUCUGUACCAGUUGAAACCCCAGAAGCUGGUGGCUUCUUUGUCACAGGCUCCGAAUCAGUUGUAGGUCCGAAUAUUUCAAAUUUGAAUGACUGCAAUGUAGAAAUGAAUGAUGGAAGUGCUACUAAUUUAUCAGAUCAGUAUAGUGAAGGUGAGCCGAUGGGUGGUUUCCUGCCGGUUUCCACUGAACGGACGAAAAAUGGUAAUUUUGAAGAGAAACAAGAAAGCGAUAAUGAAUUUUCCAAUAAUGAUGAAAGCAGUAAUGAAUUUGGAGGCACAAAGGGUACUGAUGAUGAAUAUGAAGACUUCAUGAAUGACAUGGAACUAUAA
Messenger RNA from Kazachstania africana CBS 2517, 2370 nucleotides. RefSeq names its product Rad4p (gene RAD4). The transcript has a single exon. Gene Ontology annotation, biological process: mismatch repair; nucleotide-excision repair. Lineage: Eukaryota; Fungi; Ascomycota; Saccharomycetes; Saccharomycetales; Saccharomycetaceae. Gene Ontology annotation, cellular component: XPC complex; nucleus; cytoplasm. Bases 1 to 2370 code for a protein of 789 amino acids. Gene Ontology annotation, molecular function: single-stranded DNA binding; damaged DNA binding. The record is from RefSeq and is a predicted model, not a curated record.